UUUUUGCAGUCUAGACCAACAUUUGCGGAUACCCCAGGUGCCAAUGGCACCCUCGCCCAAAAAGCAUCAACUUGGUUUACUUCUUACCAUCGACAUUUUGCGUAUGAGCUCUCUUUCACCCGAGAGAGAAUAGGAUUGCUUCGAUACGAUGUAAUGGUUAUAUUCCAAACUCUCAACAAUAUUGAGAAGCGGCUUUUGGAAACAGAAUAUGUGAAUUGGUUACUGGAUGGUCAAUUACGAUGUGCGUCAGAGGAACCGGGCGAGAGCAGUAAGACCUCUUGCAAAACGGUGGAGGAUCAGCUAGCAAAGUACAUAUAAUGCAGCUUUUCAAAAUGUAGAGAACAGCUGCCAUAGCAUUUUUUUUUAUCUUAUUACAAAAGUUAGGUCAAUAAAAUUUUGAAUCAACAUUACUUUUGCGACAUCACCUGAAUCAGAAAAUAGAAAGUAUGAGGGAGACGCCGUCGAAUCAGUUGACUGAUAUAGAGAAGCAGAACUUGGAUGAAAUCCCAGGCUCAGAACGACACUUUGUCAAUAUUCAUUUCUUUCAUGAAGCGAGCAUUAUGCUAGAUCUACCAAUAAAAACUGCAGCGACAGCAAUAAUAUACCAACAAAGGUUCAAGAAAUUCAUGGCGAGUCGAAGAAAGAAUCCAGUUGGAGAAUCUAACGACCAUGCUAUAAGCGUCAACCUCGCGCUGGAUCGCGAUGACGAGCUGCUAGCUACAACAUGCUUGCAUUUGGCUUGUAAGGCGACAGAGGUGGUUCGCAAAAUUCGAGAUGUUAUCAAUGUGUGCUAUAGACUUGUACAUCAAAGCGACAGUAUAUUGGAAAUUGAUGAAUAUUACUAUAGACUUCGAACCUCGUUAACAACUAGCGAAUUAAUACUCACCCGAGCCUUGGGAUACAAUUUGGAUGUGGAUCUACCUUUCGCCUUUGCUCUCAAAGUGCUAAAGGGAAUGGGAUGCGUUCCCAUUUUCAUGGAAGAUGAGAACGACCAACGCCUUUGGCAUACAGAUAUAUCACGGAAUGGCCGGUCGGCGAAUGAAGGACUCCCAGACAAGCAGGUCUUACAAAAUGCCAUUAGCCGAUAUUUUGAGGAGGACCUUGAUGUCGACCUUACAUUAGUAGCUCGGUUAACCUGGGUAUAUGUUUGGGAUAGCAUAUGCUAUCCAUCUAUUGCUCUCGAAUAUGACUCGUACUCUAUCGCCUUAGCUUGCAUUUAUUUGGCUGUUCGUUCAGCCGGAGCGUCACUGCCAAUGGAAUUAUUCCAGUGGGUUCGCUUUUGGGGAGAUGCUCAUAAUGUCACCAUUCAAUCUAUGAAAGGUCAGUAGAGUAACUAAUGUUAAACGUAUAAUAAUACUAUUUUCUCACAUUGACAAUUUCAUAUUAGCUGCUUUGACCACCAUCAUUACAGUGCUUAACCAUUUAC
Umbelopsis ramanniana AG is the source of this 1426-nucleotide messenger RNA. RefSeq lists its product as uncharacterized. Gene Ontology annotation, molecular function: cyclin-dependent protein serine/threonine kinase activator activity. Lineage: Eukaryota; Fungi; Mucoromycota; Umbelopsidomycetes; Umbelopsidales; Umbelopsidaceae. The coding region runs from base 447 to 1328 and encodes 293 amino acids. Gene Ontology annotation, cellular component: cyclin/CDK positive transcription elongation factor complex; nucleus. The record is from RefSeq and is a predicted model, not a curated record. The transcript has 7 exons. Gene Ontology annotation, biological process: positive regulation of DNA-templated transcription, elongation; regulation of transcription by RNA polymerase II.